AUGAUCCCCGAUGGCGAAAAGAUCAGCUCCAAGGACUUCACCGUUGGCGGCUGCAGGUGGCACGCCGACUUGUACCCGAACGGCACCGACAGCUCGAAGGAUGAGUCCGACUCCAUCACGCUCUACCUCGUUUACCACGGCGAGCAGGCCGGCUACCGGUACCACGACGCCUACGAGCCGCUGAACCGCUUGGGGGCGCAGUACAAGUUUUGCUUCCUCGACCACGCCGGCAACUCCGCGUAUGAGCUCCCCGCCCAGAAGGGCGUCUUCAUGUGCUCCGGCGGCAAAGACGACGGCCGCGGGUGCGGCCACGACACGUUCAUCAGCAGGGACGAGCUGGAGGCACGGCGCGCGAGGCUCCUGCUCAAGGAUGACUGCCUCGUCAUCCGGUGCGACGUCGGCGUCAUAGUCAUAGACCACCUGAGGCUCCGGUCCAUUGCCGUUGGGCCAAAGCGCAGCCGCUCUGCACGUGACGACACCGACACUGAAAGCUCUAGCUAUAGCGACGACACCGACACUGAAAACUCUAGCUAUAGCGACGACUCAUGUUUUGACACUGACAGUGAUGAGUCGCGGCCGUCACGGCGCCGGAACAAGCACCGCCGCCGCCGCCAGCUGACCCGGCUGGACGACAGGGAGUACAUCCUCUGGACUUUUGAAUCUUGA
Messenger RNA from Miscanthus lutarioriparius, 666 nucleotides. NCBI's taxonomy places the organism in Eukaryota, Viridiplantae, Streptophyta, Magnoliopsida, Poales, Poaceae. The record is from the annotation of a GenBank genome assembly.